CAUAAAACAACCACAGAACUUAUUAACACUCGACCAGAACACACUUUACACGUUACACUCUAUCAGAAGCAUAAUGUUCCGGUGUGGGAUCGCGUACCCGCGGUGUCGGUGGAUCCUGCCGCUGCUGCUGCUGUUCGCCAUUAUAUUCGACAUUAUCGCGAUCGCGGCGCAGUCCGGCUGGGUGGAGGAUCAGGAUGCCAAAACACACUACGCCAGCAUGUGGAAGCAGUGCCGAGGCCGCAACGACCAGUGGGACUGCAAAUCCCUCAUGGAGUUACCUUGGGCUCAGGCUGUAGCCGCUCUGAUGAUCAUCGGCCUCAUCAUCCUCAUCUUGGCCUUCAUCAUCUCAUUAGUGGCUCUGUGCUGUACACUCAACAUCUCCCUGCUGCCCUUCAUCGGAGGACUCCUCAUCCUGGCCGUGAUCGUGCAGAUCAUCGCUCUGAUCAUCUAUCCGGUCAAGUUUAACGAGCAGAUCUACGAGGGUUAUUACGACUACACGUGGGCCUACGGUUUCGGCUGGGGCGCCACCAUCCUGACGCUGGGCUGCGGGAUCCUCUUCUGCUGCCUGCCCCGCUACGAGGACGAGCUCUCUGGCAUGGCCAAGACCAAAUACAUCUACCAAUCUUCCUAAGAGCAAAACACACUGAAAACACCUGAGAAAGGACAGUCUCACAGCACUCCGGCAUGAGAAACACUGAGAUAGCACCAGCAUUUACAAAUAAAACAGCGUCUGUGCUGAGAAAAUGGCCUUUUUGUCUCAUUUUUGGGGCAAUUUGGGUUUAUUUAUGACAGUUUUUAUUUACUGUAUUAUUCAUUCACGUUUGUUUUCAUUUAAAGGGGUAGCGCAUCCAAAAAUGAAACUAAAUUCACCAUUUAUUCUCCCUCAUGUCAGUUUCUUUCUUCUGUUGAACGCAAAAGAAGAUAUUUAGAAAAAUGGUGGAGAAAAUCAGCCAUUGACCUCUAUAGCAGGACAAAAAAGUAUCAUGGAAGUCAAUGGGUGCAUUUUUGGGUAAAAUUUUUUGGGGAACUGUCCCUUUAACAGGUAUACAUUCAUCUCUCCUAUAGAUAAAUCCGAUAGGUGGAAAUAUAUGCAAAUUACAUGUGUGACAUACAAGAAAAUGGGCCUUUUUGACUCACUUUUGGGGCAAUUAUGGUUCAUUAUAAGUAAAUUUUUAUUCAUUUUAUUAUUCAUUCAUAAAUAGAUUGGACAUUUAAAGGAAUAGUGCAGCUCAAAUAUUAAAUCACCAUAUAUGAACACACAUUAUAGCUAAUAGAUUUGAAUAGCAUAUAGCAAUAUUGAAACAUAAAAAACAUAAUAAUUAUAUAUAAGCAGCCAUUUUGCAAUAUUAUAAAAUAUUUGUUGCACAUCAGAUUAUUUUAUGUAAUUUGCAUAUAUUACCAUAUAUCAAGAUUUCUCUGUGUGUUGUGUAUUUUUUUUAGCUGUUCGUGACUUGUAAAAAUUAAUUUAGGAAGUACAGUAAUCAUAUUAAUAUAGUUUCUGAUUGACACUGUAACCUAUGAUGUAAAGUGUGACGGAGAGUUUUGCUGUUUGUAUAUUUCUUGAACAUCUCUUCAUAUUAACAUUGAGAUUUUUGACUAUGUAGCUGUACUUUAUAUGAAUUCAUGCAUCAUUCCAUGUGCUGGCCGUUGUUGUUGUUGUUUGGACAGGCAGAUUUAUUGCACAUUUCUCUAAAGUUAUCUAAUUGUUGGACCAGAAUGUGUUUUAUUUGAGUUUUUUGGCAGUGAAUAAAUAAAAAAACACUAAAAGAAAUGA
This is a messenger RNA of Danio aesculapii, 1774 nucleotides long. RefSeq names its product p53 apoptosis effector related to pmp22 (gene perp). Lineage: Eukaryota; Metazoa; Chordata; Actinopteri; Cypriniformes; Danionidae. Gene Ontology annotation, biological process: cell-cell adhesion. The transcript has 3 exons. Gene Ontology annotation, cellular component: cell-cell junction; membrane. The record is from RefSeq and is a predicted model, not a curated record. The coding region runs from base 74 to 631 and encodes 185 amino acids.